CACCACUGCCCCCUCCCCACGCUCUCCGCUCCUCCGCUCUCCUUCCUCCUCCUCUUUUACCCGCUCCCGAGUCCCGAUCGCCCCGGACUCCCACAGCCGCAGCGAACAAAUCCGCGGCCAGGGCGAGAGCGAGCUCGUGAGGAGAGGCAAGGGAAAGAGCGCGAAGGGAAAGCAGGUACGCAAGGUCAGACGAAGUUUGUGUCGAGGAACAAAGGAGAGGAAAAAUGUCGCCUGCGGAGGCAUCCCGCGAGGAGAAUGUGUACAUGGCAAAGCUUGCCGAGCAGGCUGAGCGUUAUGAGGAAAUGGUUGAAUUCAUGGAGAAGGUGGCAAAGACCGCUGAUGUUGGUGAGCUUACAGUUGAGGAACGUAACCUGCUUUCUGUGGCUUACAAGAAUGUGAUUGGCGCUCGGAGGGCAUCGUGGAGGAUCAUCUCUUCUAUCGAGCAGAAGGAGGAGAGCCGUGGUAACGAGGCAUACGUUGCAUCAAUUAAGGAGUACCGUAGCAGGAUUGAAACCGAGCUCAGCAAGAUCUGUGAUGGUAUCCUCAAGCUUCUGGAUUCCCACCUUGUCCCCUCUGCCACAGCUGCAGAGUCUAAGGUGUUCUACCUUAAAAUGAAGGGUGAUUACCACAGGUACCUUGCUGAGUUUAAGUCAGGAGCUGAGAGGAAGGAAGCAGCUGAGAACACUCUUGUGGCAUACAAGUCUGCUCAGGAUAUUGCACUUGCUGAACUGCCUACAACUCACCCGAUAAGGCUUGGACUUGCACUGAACUUUUCAGUGUUCUACUAUGAGAUUCUCAACUCACCAGACCGUGCUUGCAACCUUGCAAAGCAAGCGUUUGAUGAUGCUAUUGCUGAGCUGGACACCCUCGGCGAGGAGUCUUACAAGGACAGCACCUUGAUCAUGCAACUUCUUCGUGACAAUCUGACUCUCUGGACCUCCGACAAUGCGGAGGACGGUGGUGACGAGAUCAAGGAAGCGGCGAAGCCUGAAGGAGAGGGUCACUAAUCAGACCUGAAGUCUAUUUCUGAGUCCAUUUACUCAGCUAUCUGUAUUACGGGAUCAUAAGAUGUACUAGGAUCGAUUGCCAUGUGGAAUCAUAAGAUGUAGGGCUGCUUAAGUGCGUAUUUCAAAAUAUGUCGAGCUGAAGUACCCAGUGGACACUGUUAUGUGCACUACAUUGCUUCUGUGACUUAUUUACUAGUUAAUUAGCAACGUUCAAGGACUUCCUGUAUUUUGCAGCACAUUAUUAGUACCGCUGUAUUAGCAUUUUCCAUUGGCUGGUUAUGAUUGAGAAUACAUGCCAGGCAUUGUCUGUCUUGAUUUGUA
Messenger RNA from Oryza brachyantha (malo sina), 1328 nucleotides. RefSeq names its product 14-3-3-like protein GF14-F. Gene Ontology annotation, biological process: signal transduction. NCBI's taxonomy places the organism in Eukaryota, Viridiplantae, Streptophyta, Magnoliopsida, Poales, Poaceae. Bases 225 to 1007 code for a protein of 260 amino acids. The record is from RefSeq and is a predicted model, not a curated record. The transcript is spliced from 6 exons. Gene Ontology annotation, cellular component: cytoplasm.